Molecule: messenger RNA, 360 nt
Organism: Psilocybe cubensis
Lineage: Eukaryota; Fungi; Basidiomycota; Agaricomycetes; Agaricales; Agrocybaceae
Exons: 2
Coding region: 1-360 (119 amino acids)
Source: RefSeq, a predicted model, not a curated record
AUGGCGGACAUUUUCAAUGAAGAGUAUGAAAAGAUCAAGUCAGAGCCAUGCACAGGUCUCCACAGACACCUGGAGCCCUUUGUCGUUGGUAUCAGGAUCUUUUCAGACUCUAUCCACCUGACCAGUUUUGGCGAUGCUUCUAUAUGGCCGAUCCUUAUGUAUAUCUUCAACCAGUCAAAAUACACCAGAAGAAAACCUAAAGAAUUCGCUGCACACCAUAUUGCGUAUAUCCCUAAACUCACAGACACUUUUCAAGAUUGGCAUCAGCAACAGUUUGGCAAAGCUGCGACAUCUGAAAUGCUCACCCAUAUGAGACGCAAGGUCAAUACAGGUGUCUGGGGGCUAUUGAUAAAUCUAUAA